CUAAAUGAUCGCUGCCGAAGUGCCGGACGGAACACGGAAUAUGAUCUGGACUGGCAUUGUUGCUGGUGUAGAGUGGUUUAAAGUAAACGUAUUCCAGAAUGUCCUUGCAGCAAAAAUAUAUGCAUAACUUGAAUAAUGAUUGAUUAUAUGCGAAUGAAACAUAAUCGUACAAUGAGAGUGUCGUGACAUAUUUGUUAAGAAAAGUAUUACAAAUUGUAAAAGAAAAAUGGAGUGUACUGAUGAAAGUUGGUCUGUAGACUGUUCCGAUGAUGAGAAAUAUGAAGUGGAUGAAAAGCAUCAGUGGAAUAUAAGGGCUGAAGAUAUCGUUUCAUUGAUUGAAGGUUUGGAAGUAAACAAUUGCAUACUAGAGCUUGAAUGGAAAUGUCCUGGCAGACGAGGUCCAUCUCCUGUUCCUUUGAAUAAUCUACAACAGGAGUUUGAAUCUCCAGAAUACAAAACUGAAGAGAAGUCUGAUUUUGAUUUUAUGGAUGAGAUGUCGUCGCCUAGGUUACCUGUACGGAGGAUUGGAGAAAGCACUCCAAAAGGUAGUGCCAAGAAAAAGAUUGCCAGCUUUAAUGGUGUGAUAUCUACAAUGUUAAGACAUCGUAGAUUGGAGCAACAAGAAAUAAAUUCAAGUCCAAAAAAGAGUGAAUCUCCUAUGUUAAAACCACAUACUUAAUAUAAUACUUACUUUUAUUUUUUGUAACAAUUUGUACACGUAUACAGAUUGAAAUAAAAACCUGUAGAAAAUAUAAAUUUACAAUAUGAAUAGUAAGGACGCUAUAUAAAAGAAAUUACAUAACUGUAGUGUUUUAUACAUUACAGUUUUAUACACUGUAAUAAUAAUAUUUUUAGAAAUUAUAAGAGAUGUGUGUUAAUUA
Molecule: messenger RNA, 881 nt
Organism: Monomorium pharaonis (pharaoh ant)
Lineage: Eukaryota; Metazoa; Arthropoda; Insecta; Hymenoptera; Formicidae
Gene: Pa1
Product: PAXIP1-associated glutamate-rich protein 1
Exons: 3
Coding region: 227-679 (150 amino acids)
Source: RefSeq, a predicted model, not a curated record